CAAAAUCGCUGCUUUCCUAACUGCAUUCACAUCCUCACUAUAAUGUACAGGGAAGCCUGGGACGCCCCCCUGGACAGUAAAUAGCAUCAAACCAGAUUCUGCGUCCUUGUGCAUCAACGGGGCAUAGAACGUCGGACUUUUCUCGGAUCUCUUUUCAGAGUGACCUCCAUGUGAAAUUACUGCACAGUUAAAGAUGAAGUGAAAAAAAAAUAUGGAGCAGAAUGGAAUGGCAGAAAUGAAGACUUAAUGGAGACGCUUCUUGGGGAGAAAUCCCCCUCAGACUUCUGCAUUGAGGAAUCUAGAUCCUUCUCCCCAUGCUGUCCUUGGAGUUCCUGGAUUAAUGGGGCUGCACACCGUUCCGCAAUGGCCUCCCUUGCUGCAGCAAAUGCAGAGUUUUGCAUCAACCUGUUCAAAGAGAUGGAUAACAGUCAAGGGAAUGGAAAUGUGUUCUUUUCUUCUCUGAGCAUCUUCACUGCCCUGGCCCUGGUCCGUUUGGGUGCACGAGGUGACUGUGCUUCUCAGAUUGAUAAGAUACUUCACUUCCACAGGGUCUCAGGAUGGGGAAACUCUUCUAACACUCAGCCAGGACUUCAGUCUCAACUGAAGAGAGUUCUCUCCGACAUAAACACAUCCCAUAGGGACUAUGAGCUCAGCAUUGCCAAUGGUCUUUUUGCAGAAAAAGUGUUUGACUUUCACAAGAACUAUAUUGAGUGUGCUGAAAAAUUAUACAAUGCCAGAGUGGAACGAGUUGACUUUACAAAUGAUGUAGAAGAUACCAGAUAUAAAAUUAAUAAAUGGAUUGAAAAUGAGACACAUGGCAAAAUCAAGAACAUCUUUCAAGAAGGUAGCAUAAGUUCUUCCGCUGUCAUGGUGCUGGUGAACGCUGUGUACUUCAAGGGCAAGUGGGAGUCGGCCUUCUCCAAGAACGAAACCCUAAAUUGCCGUUUCAGAUCUCCCAAGUGUCCUGGGAAAGCAAUCACCAUGAUGCACCAAGAACGGAAGUUCAAUUUGUCUGUCAUUAGGGACCCGCCCAUGCAAGUUGUUGAGCUCAAGUAUCAUGGCGGCAUAAGCAUGUACAUAAUGCUGCCCGAGAAUGACCUGUCCCAAAUUGAAAACAAGCUGACCUUUCGGAAUCUAAUGCAGUGGACCGAUCCGAGAAAAAUGAGCUCUCAGUAUGUCGAGGUGUUUCUCCCUCGGUUCAAGAUAGAGAAGAAUUAUGAAAUCAAGCAUCAUUUAAGAGCCCUGGGGCUGAAGGACAUCUUUGAUGAAUCCAGAGCUGAUCUCUCCGGUGUAGCUGCUGGAGGUCGUCUGUAUGUGUCCAAAAUGAUGCACAAGUCAUACAUAGAGGUUGCUGAGGAGGGCACGGAGGCGGCCGCCGCCACAGGGAAUAACAUAGUUGAAAAGCAGCUCCCUGAGUCCAGGGUGUUCAGAGCUGAUCACCCGUUCCUCUUUGUCAUCAGGAAGGAUGACAUCAUCUUGUUUAGCGGCAAAGUCUCUUGCCCUUGAAAAUCCUGUUGGUUUCUAUUACAGUAGUUCCCUGCAACAUCAAGGAACCACCACAAGGGAAUAGA
Molecule: messenger RNA, 1571 nt
Organism: Prionailurus viverrinus (fishing cat)
Lineage: Eukaryota; Metazoa; Chordata; Mammalia; Carnivora; Felidae
Gene: SERPINB7
Product: serpin family B member 7
Exons: 9
Coding region: 247-1506 (419 amino acids)
Biological process (GO): negative regulation of endopeptidase activity
Molecular function (GO): serine-type endopeptidase inhibitor activity
Source: RefSeq, a predicted model, not a curated record